AUGAAAGGUAUUUCGAAGAUUCUCUCUGCCUCGAUUAUGGUAAUGAAGCUGGGGAAUGUUUAUUCUGCAGUUCCGCUUUGCAGUAAUACUUAUGAUCCCUCGCAACAGCAGCCAUCAUAUGUGCUGAUUCCCAGUACUCCUGAGGCUAUAACAAACUGUGCAUACAGCCCAAAGAAUGCAUAUGUCCCUUCUUCUCCUACUACAUCGUCUUCAACCCCAGGGACAAACAACGAUAACGAAACAUCUCCUACUACAGAGGAUGUAGGAACAUGCAAGAUUUCCGUUGUAAAGCAUUGCGACACACCAGGUGCAUCAUCAACACCUUGCGAGCCUGAACAAACCAUCCCAGCACAGCCUGUUACAAUGGCUACAGUUACACCAGCAAUCAUUGCUUCUGUUCAAACACCAUCCGUUGUGUCUGUUAUUCCUGUAACACAGAAGGUUAUUCAGCCUGCAACAAUGAUUGUGCCACCUUCUUCGAUUAUUCCGGGGUAUUAUCCUAAUGGAACGCCUGCAGCACCUGGACAGCAAGGGCAAAUUCUUUCAGGUAGCGUUCUUGCACCUGGCGCCAGCUCAUGCCAGUUGGUUCCUGGGAAUACUCCAGGCCAAAUGCUUCCUGGAAUGACGCCGGGUGUUUCUCCAUGCUUGCCAACACAGGGCGGGGAUGGAAGCAACCAGACCAUUCCGGGCAUUGUUUAUCCAUGCCAGCCAGGACAGGGCGGAAGUGGAAGUAACCAGACCAUUCCAGGUGUUAUCUCCCCAUGCCAGCCAGGACAGGGCGGAAGUGGAAGCAACCAGACCAUUCCGGGUAUUGUUUAUCCAUGCCAGCCAGGGCAGAAUGGAGAUGGAAGUAACCAGACCAUUCCAGGUGUUAUCUCCCCAUGCCAGCCAGGACAGGGCGGAAAUGGGAAUGGCACUACUGGCCAGCCUGGGCAGUGCGUCUCUGUUCCUCAAACUCCAAACCCUAUUGCAAUGCCUCCAAUUUCAGGUAUCAGUGGAAACGGGUAUCCUACUUCUACUACAUACACUCAAAGCCUUGGGCAGCUGGGUCCUUGCAUUGACGUACAAAAGCCAACAUCUUCAUGUGAAUCACAGACGAAUGAAAAGUCUACUAUGCAGUAUGCCAUGGAGGCUUGUGCCGCACCAACCCCAACAGUUGUCAUAGGUAACAGCGAGUAUCUUGUCGGGCCGGGGAUGUACAGUUCACUUACCUCUCCAUGCAACUCCUGCUGUCAAUGUUAG
This is a messenger RNA of Encephalitozoon hellem ATCC 50504, 1242 nucleotides long. Its product is annotated as polar tube protein 1. The transcript has a single exon. The record is from RefSeq and is a predicted model, not a curated record. Bases 1 to 1242 code for a protein of 413 amino acids. NCBI's taxonomy places the organism in Eukaryota, Fungi, Microsporidia, Unikaryonidae.